Nerophis lumbriciformis (worm pipefish) is the source of this 1458-nucleotide messenger RNA. Lineage: Eukaryota; Metazoa; Chordata; Actinopteri; Syngnathiformes; Syngnathidae. The record is from RefSeq and is a predicted model, not a curated record.
AUGGGCUGCUGGGCCAAGGUGAAGUCCUCCGACUGGGCUUUUCCGACUGCUGUACUGUCACUUUAUGGUUUCUUUGCCAAUUGCCGAAUCGCAGAGCCGUUCCUCACACCAUACUUAAUUGGGCCUUAUAAAAACAUUUCGGAAGAAGUGGUGACCAACUACCUCUAUCCCAUAUGGACAUACUCCUACCUAGCCUUUCUUUUCCCUGUUUUUCUGCUGACUGACUUUCUGAGGCACAAGCCACUAAUUGUGGUGCAGGGGCUUUUUCUUGUCUCCAACUAUGUCCUUCUUUGCUUUGCCCCAGGACUAAUUGCCAUGGUCUUCCUUGAGAUUCAUUAUGCUGUCGUAACUGCAACAGAAGUGGCUUACUUUUCUUACAUUUACAGCGUGAUUCCUCUUGAGAAUUACCAAAGAGCCACAGGUUACCUUCGCAGCUCUAUGCUUUUUGGAUACACAUUUGGUGCCGGCCUGGGACAGGUUCUCGUCUCCUCAGCAGGGCUGGACUACUUCUAUAUCAAUGCCAUCACUCUGGGCGUUGUAAGCGUGGCUUUUCUCAUCUCCUUCUGGUUGCCGAGGCCUCAGAGGAGCAUGUUCUUCAAAGGGAGAAAGGCUGCAGCUCCGGGCCGACAGUCCCAGCAGGAGGUGCCUCGGAUAACGGGCAGACCUGAUGAAACGGUGUCGGGUUUGGGAGAAGCUAGCUCCGGGAAACAGAUGAUGGAGCGUAAUGACAACGCUGGCUGGUGCAGCAGGAAAAAUGUGCUUAGUGCGGGUCAUUUACUUUGGCAAAGCUUCAGGGAGUCCUACUCAUCAAGGCAUUUAAUCUAUUGGUCUGGGUGGUGGGCUCUGGCCACAGCUGGAUAUACACAAAUACUUAACUACAUCCAACUAAUGUGGGACCAUAUUGAGCCAUCUGCCACGUCAUCCGUUUACAAUGGUGGUGUAGAAGCUGCAUGUUCUCUUGUUGGUGCUGCUGCAGCUUUCUCGGUGGGUUACAUCAAGGUGAACUGGUCUGUGUGGGGAGAGCUGGCAUUAGGCUUGUUUUCAGCCGUCGGGGCAGGCGCUGUGUUUCUGAUAGUGCUCACCAGCAACAUUUGGGUUUGCUAUGCUGGCUAUGCCCUAUUUAAAUCAUGCUACAUGCUGCUCAUCACCAUCACAACAUUUCAGAUUGCCGCCAAUCUUUCCAUGGAAUGCUAUGCUCUGACGUUUGGCAUCAACACAUUUGUGGCCCUUUCCUUGCAGACCAUUAUGACAAUUAUUGUUGUUGACGGAACUACAUUAGGACUGGACAUUGUGACGCAGUUCAUCAUUUACGGGAUCUAUCAUGCAGUCAUCUCCGUCCUCUUUUUAAUUCGAGGGACAUACACCGCCUGCACAGAGCGACGCACCCAAGUGCCACCAGAUAACAAGCAAAACGGAAUUGGGGGGAACGACGUGGUGAUCCAUGAUGAACCGUUCUGA